Molecule: messenger RNA, 4189 nt
Organism: Nilaparvata lugens (brown planthopper)
Lineage: Eukaryota; Metazoa; Arthropoda; Insecta; Hemiptera; Delphacidae
Gene: kappaB-Ras
Product: NF-kappa-B inhibitor-interacting Ras-like protein 2
Exons: 4
Coding region: 232-816 (194 amino acids)
Biological process (GO): canonical NF-kappaB signal transduction
Molecular function (GO): GTP binding; GTPase activity
Source: RefSeq, a predicted model, not a curated record
UCGAUAGUCAGUUCCUGUUUGAGUUUGUAGUUUGUCAGUUGUCAGUUUGUCACUUGUCAGUUGUGACGUCUACAAAGAAGACUAUAGUUGAAUACAAAAUUUUUGUAGUGUCCUAAAGGUUUUUCUCAGUUUUAUUUAAAAAAAUUGAAACUUCAGUAUACACAUUUCGAGAUUACGAUAUCUGUUCCCAAGUAUCGUUCCACAUAAUAUUGAUAGGAAUAAUUGGGAAGCAUGGGUAAGACAACAAAAGUUGUUUUCAUGGGUAUGAAAGGCGUUGGCAAAACUGCAAUCCUGGAGCAAGCAAUUUAUGGAAAUGUUACCAGUAUCACACAAUUGCAAUCAACUGUAGAAGACAUCUACGUUGCCAACGUUGAAACAGAGCGAGGCACCAAAGAGCGGCUGCGGUUCUAUGACACGGCCGGACUGGAGGGCGUGGCGCAAGCGCGCAACUGCAACUACCACAUUCAGGCCGAGGGGUAUGUGCUCGUCUACGACACCGGCAGACCUGAGAGCUUUGACUGUGUCGUUGCACUCAAGAAGGAGAUCGAGAAGAGUCGUGAGAAGAAAGAGCUGACUACGAUGAUUCUGGGUAACUGUGUGACGGCCAACGAAUCUGCCAUCCCGCUGGAAAGUCCGGUGAGCAAAGCAUCGCAUUGGUCGGCCCGUGAGAAGAUUCGCCACUUCGAGGUGAACGCACUUGACAGAUCGACGCUGGCCGAGCCGUUCGUCUACAUCGCUUCAAGACUCAAUCAGCCAAUGAACAAAGGAGGCUUCCCCAGUAUGGUUCGCAAAAGUGUUAGACUGGAUUCCAGUUGAGGGCAAACUAAAUUUUACGUUGAAGUUUGUGAUGACUGAUCCUUGUCCAGCAUCUCCCGCAUGUACAUGUAAGCCGAUCUUUCUAUCUUGCUGCCGAUAAUGAAAGAUGAUCUACUGUUUUAGGUGAGUUCUGAAUCACCGGGAAAACUGUACUGAUGAAACGCAUUAGUCUAUGAGCAAAUGACUUGAAUCAAUUAGUGAAUUACAAUUAGCGUAGCUGGCCUUCAGUGGUUUUCCUACCAACAUAAUUACCGAUUGACCGUCGCUGAUAUAAUGUUUAGAUAUUGAAAGCUAAUGCCGCUUGCAGAGCUCGAUCGACCAUCAGAGCGGAUACCAGUCACUUGUCUUUUAUGAGGCAAUUCCAUGUAUCCUUACAGAGCAGGGCAAAUCGUGUGGUUGAUCUGUCGAGCUGUGUACAUUUGAAAGAUUGCCUUACAACUUUCGAAAAUUUCAAUGGAACUAUGUGUUUUAUGAGAUUUGAGGAUGAGCGCCUUAUCCAGGCUGAGAUGGGACUUUUCCUCAAGGGAAUACCCACCAACAAAAGGCGGAACUAUUUUUUUAUUAGGAGAAAUCUAAUAUAAUUUAUACAAACUACGGUUCUAGAUCAAUUAUGGGUUGUCGUGUAAAGGUAUCCAAAACUUUCCAAAAUACAUCAGUUGGAGUAUUUAACAUCAUGUAACAACAUGUAGUGUUGUACUAACAUAAUUUGUUUACUAACAUAAUUUUAUUGCAAAACAAUUAUAUAGGUUAAUUCUGAACUCUUUAAAAAAUUUUUAUCGGGCUCACUAUAAUCAACAAAUUUCUGUAGAAUCUAUGGAAGAAUUUUAUGCAUCCAUAUCAUAUUCCUCUCCCGCCGACUUUCACUGAAAAAAAAACUUGAAUUGUCGAAUUUUCAACUGUAUUAAAAUAUCACCGCAGGAAUCUUCAAAGUUGUAGGGAAAACAUUGGUAAUAAUGAUAUUAAUAAUACUUUAUUCUCAACAAAAGUAUAGAAUCGAUGUAUGCAGUUGAAAAACGUCACAGAUAAAUCAAUACAAUAACAGGAAGUUUCAGUCAUAAAAUAAAAUACUAUUAACAUUUUACAAUUCAUGAACUUUGUGUACAUCAUAAAAAGCCUUCCUACUAAUAAAGUAAAAUUUGUUUUGGUAAUAAUGUUAGUAAUGUUAGUAACAAUUUCAUGGUAGUAAUUGUUUUGAAAUGGUAAUAAGAUCAUCAACCAAAUAAGUGGACGCGGUGAUCAAAGCUUUGAAACUUGUAUUCUAUAUUGGAAUCAAUGAAAUUGAAAACAAUUUCAUUACCCAUAAAGUCAGUCAUAUUUGAAAUGUUUUUUUUUCAUUGCUGUUUAAUACAUACAGUACUUACAUCAAAAAAAUAAAAAUUAAAAACAUCUCCAAGCGACCUGAAAAUUAAUAAUGCAAAUUAUUUAUUAUAAUGGAAAUUAUAAUAUAAUUAUUAUUUUAGUUAAUAGCGGUAACUUCAAGUGCAGUUUCAUAUCUGAGUAGCAAAUCAAAGUGACACAACUAUUCCUAAUUCCAUAUGUUGAAAGUUAUGUACCGGAAUUUCCAUUUGAUAGUUUUAUAACCAAUGAUAACUUUUAGGUCCGAACCAUCUUUAUAUUUAUAUACAGAGUGUUUCAGAAGUAGUGUCGAAAAUUUUAGAGUAUUGUUCCUGGAUGAUAGGAUCCAAAACUUAGCGGUUAUCCUUAUAGCAGCCAUUUUGUUUUUUCACUCACGAAUCUUUAUCUCAAGAACUAAGUGUUGUAUUGAUCUUAAAUUUGGCAUUUGAUCUGAAUAUUUAUGCUAUAAAGACUCAACUUUAAAAAAAUGAAAUGAAAAAUUUCUAUGUAAAUUUUCAAAAUGGCGGCCAAUUAAACAUUUUUAUGGAAAAUUUCACAAAAAACGUUCACUUUACAAAAAAUUUACAAGAGACAAAAAAAUUAGCAAAUCUUAUCAAGAUAUCAAGGAUACCUUAUUUAUUGAGAUUGGUCGAAGAAUUGGUGGAAGAAUAACAGAGAAAUUAAUUAUUUUCGUUCUGCUUGCAUGACCACUUUUCACCAUUUAAACAUCAUUAUCAAAUAUUUAAUUCCAAUUGUAUUUAAGAAGAAGCUUUGAAACUCUGUGUGGCUCCAUGAGGCCAUUCAGCUGAUUUUACAAUGUUUUUCAAAUGAUAUUGUUUGUCUUGUGCAUGCAUGCAGUAAGAAAAUAAUUAUUUCUCUGUUAUUCUUCCACCAAUUUCAAUAAAUAAGGUAUUAUUAAAAUCUUGACAAAAUUUGCCAACUUGUUUGACUCUUGAAAAAUUUCUGUAAAGUGAACGGUUUUCGUGAAAUUUCCCAUCAAAAAUUUUAAAUUGCCGCCAUUUUGAAAAUUUACAUCGAAAACUGUCUAUUCUAUUUUUUAAAGUUGAGUCCUUAUAGCAUAAAUUUUCAUGCCAAAUUUCAGAUUAAUACAACAUUUCGUUCUUGAGAUAGAAAUUCUUAAGUGAAAAAAAUGGCAGCUAUAAGGAUAACCGCUGAGUUUGGACACUUCAAAUACGUCAUUUGUAGUCUCCUAUCAUCCAGGAACAAUACCCUAGAAUGUUCGACACUACUUCUGAAACACUCUGUAUAUGCAUAAUAGAUAUUCAAAUGCUUAUAUAAUAACCACAGUUGCGUUUCAUCAGCCGAUGAAAUUAUUACUAGAUAAUAUAUAUCCAUACAUAUAUUAUAAAAAUAGAAUAAAUUAAAAAUUUAGAAAGAAAUAUAAUAAGCGUGAUAUCGGCUGAUGUAAACCCUACACAGCUGAACUGAACUAUGGUUACAUUCUUCGAAUCUAGGCUAUGAUAGAUACAUGUUUUCUAUAAUAGGGUUGGUUGUUGGUUGUUGCUAAGGAGGCAGCUGCGUUUGCAUCAUCAAGUGAUGUCGAAAUAGUCUACACUCAACGUUAGUAGACAGACUAACUUUGGUCUACACUGAACUGUUCAGUUGGGCCCAGACGGUGAUGCGCGACACUUCGUUUGCGUGAUCCUUGCGGUGGAUGUGAUCUUGCGAGUGAAUGAAGUGGAUGACCUAAUAAUGGAUUACCUUGAAUAUUUGAAUUACCAAGAACCCCGGGUGCGGCCAGGACGUUACCCGAUUUUCAAUCCUUUUGACGAUUUGACAGAUAAUGAGUUCAGAAGUAGAUUCAGGUUUAAUAAGGAUGCUGUGAAAGAACUGAUAGAGUUUUUAACCCCAAGGUUGGGAGGAGCUCCUCAUCGAAGAGCUCAUCACAGUAUUCCUAUUUGGAGAAAAGUGCUGAUUGCUCUUAGAUUUUUUGCGGAUUUUACUUUCCAUAGAGAGACUGGCGAUUUAUUAAAUGUGAGUACUGCGGCUUCAUGUCGCAUUGUACAUAGUGUCGCGU